Molecule: messenger RNA, 957 nt
Organism: Mandrillus leucophaeus (drill)
Lineage: Eukaryota; Metazoa; Chordata; Mammalia; Primates; Cercopithecidae
Gene: REG3G
Product: regenerating islet-derived 3 gamma
Exons: 6
Coding region: 385-729 (114 amino acids)
Biological process (GO): positive regulation of cell population proliferation; response to peptide hormone; antimicrobial humoral immune response mediated by antimicrobial peptide
Molecular function (GO): oligosaccharide binding; peptidoglycan binding; signaling receptor activity
Source: RefSeq, a predicted model, not a curated record
AUUCACUCCAAUGACCAUCCCUGAGAUCCUCUUAUAAAAAAACCCAGUCUUUCCUGACCAGACAAACCAUACCAUAUCCCACCAGAGAGUCCUAGGGGACUAGACAAGGAAAAAGACAUGAGGCUGUAGGGUAUCUGUGUGUUCUCCCACUGACCACGCUUCCUUUAGGGACUCCUGACUACCUCCUCAAGUCACAGACACCAUGUUGCCUCCCAUGGCCCUGCCCAGCUUAUCUUGGAUGCUGCUUUCCUACUUCGUGCUCCUGUCUCACUUCAAGGUGCGGAACUCCAAAAGGAACUGCCCUCUGCGCGGAUCCGCUGUCCCAAAGGCUCCAAGGCCUAUGGCUCCCACUGCUAUGCCUUGUUUUUGUCACCAAAAUCCUGGAUGGAUGCAGAUCUGACCUGCCAGAAACGGCCCUCUGGAAACCUGCUGUCUGUGCUCAGUGGGGCUGAGGGAUCCUUCGUGUCCUCCCUGGUGAGGAGCAUUAGUAACAGCUACUCAUACGUCUGGAUUGGGCUCCAUGACCCCACACAGGAUUCAGAGCCUGAUGGAGAUGGAUGGGAGUGGACUGGCACUGAUGUGAUGAAUUACUUUGCAUGGGAGAAAAAUCCCUCCACCAUCUUAAACCCUGGCCACUGUGGGAGCCUGUCAAGAAGCACAGGAUUUCUGAAGUGGAAAGAUUAUAACUGUGAUGCAAAGUUACCCUAUGUCUGCAAGUUCAAGGACUAGGGCAGAUGGGAAGUCAGCAGCCUGAGCUUGGUGUGCAGCUCAUCAUGCACAUGAGACCAGUGUGAAGAUUCACCCUGGAAGAGAAUAUUCUCCCCAAACUGCCUUACCUGACCACCUGGUCGUGAUCCUCCUUCUUUUUCCUUUUUACUCACCUUCAUUUCAGGCUCCUCUCUGUCUUCCAUGUCCUGAGAUCUCAGAGAAUAAUAAUAAAAAUGUUACUUUAUACUU